Messenger RNA from Corticium candelabrum, 1237 nucleotides. RefSeq lists its product as uncharacterized. The record is from RefSeq and is a predicted model, not a curated record. NCBI's taxonomy places the organism in Eukaryota, Metazoa, Porifera, Homoscleromorpha, Homosclerophorida, Plakinidae. The coding region runs from base 40 to 834 and encodes 264 amino acids. The transcript has a single exon.
UCCAAACGAACACACGUCUAAAGGUUGCUGUUGUUCCCAAUGAAUUUGCUUGAGCAAGCUGAAAGUGACGGAGAUACUUUUCACGAGCACUCCGACGUCCACUUUCAAAUGUCUUGUGAUCUGAUGAAUGAAUAUCUGAAACCGCAGAGAGGUGAAAGUAUUCUUGACUUUGGUUGCGCUACCGGAAGGCCUGCAGUAGAGUUAGCAUCGAGAGUCGGUAAAUCAGGACGAGUAGUCGGUGUAGAUAUCGACGAGAGAAGAAUAGCGUUAGCUAGAGCAGAGCUAAUCAGAUUACACAGCAGUCACGUGCCACUAACAUUUGUACAGGGAAGUAUAAAAGAAGCGAUGAGACUUGGACCGUUUGAUGGAACCUUGAGCAACAUGGUAUUUCAAUGGAUUAAACCUGUCGAUCGUUCAAUUAUUAUGAAAGAUAUUUAUUCAAGUCUGAAACCCGGUGGUCGAUUUGUAUUUCUCGUAUUUCCUACCCAGACUCAAGACAGAUUUAUUUUCAAAGACAUUCUUUCUCUAUUAUCGCCUUCAGGAAGUCUGGGCUCGGUCUGGGGCAUCUAUCUUGAGUCAGUUUCAACCUGGUUGCAGCUCUGUACUGAUGUUGGAUUUGAUAUAGAGAUGUCUGAUGUCAAAAUGGUCGAAGGGGAAGAGCCGACUGUCGAAGAUCUGGUUGCACUGGUGGAAGCUGCUGUUCCAGCUUUCAAAUCUUAUAUGUUGAGUGAGAAAGACGUGGAACGUCUCAAGCAGCUGUACAGGUCAGGUUCUCAUGAGAAAAUUCGAUAUCAAUGCAGAGUGUUUACAGUGUUGGCAAGGAAACCUUUAUAAUAUCUUAAGUGAAUUAAUAUUAAAUAGAAAUCAAUUGUGUUUUGAGUAGUAGAGUAACUGGUUUACGGGUGGUUUCUUUGUUUAAUUUCAUUUUCAAAAUGGCAGUAGGACCAAGAUAGAUGAGAUAGGCAAAGAGACAUUAAUAAUUGUAUUAAUUCUCCGGUCCAGCGAGCAUUAUCAACUGGUGUUAUUCAGUUCAGAGUAAAGUCUCGACCAGAGCUCCUGCUCUUCAUUUUUCUGUUCUGAGAUUGCUUGACAUGUAGUGUCAUAACUAUUAUCUGGAGUAGAAAAUAUCUCCUCCGUCCAUGUUGGUCAAACCUUCAGGGAGCACUUUUAGGGAAGGCAAAAGUGCAUGAGCUUAUAUACGUGUUUUGUUGCUUAUACAUGUAGUGUUGAAUUUGCA